Messenger RNA from Cajanus cajan (pigeon pea), 324 nucleotides. NCBI's taxonomy places the organism in Eukaryota, Viridiplantae, Streptophyta, Magnoliopsida, Fabales, Fabaceae. The record is from RefSeq and is a predicted model, not a curated record.
AUGGUAGCUUCUGGAAGGACAAGAUCCUCUAGGAAAAAGAAGAAAACAAGAGGAAGAAGGCAGUUGAAGAAGCAGCAUCAAGAGACACCAUCCUCAAAGAAAAUGAACGUGGAUUGUGCUGAUGUGGCUGUGUGUUCCACUCCCAAAGGGCAAAAGUUUCGGAUACCAGAACCUUCAACGUGCCCUCCACCACCCAAGAAGCCAAGGCUGCUGCUCUCUAACUACUCUCUGCGUAGGUCACCCUUAGCAUUCUUUGCUCCACCAGACUUGGACAUCUUCUUCUGCCUUCCACUUCCAGAUCAACCCCUUUCAUUUGUCUGCUAA